Molecule: messenger RNA, 4227 nt
Organism: Lates calcarifer (barramundi perch)
Lineage: Eukaryota; Metazoa; Chordata; Actinopteri; Centropomidae
Gene: irf2bp1
Product: interferon regulatory factor 2 binding protein 1
Biological process (GO): regulation of transcription by RNA polymerase II
Cellular component (GO): nucleus
Molecular function (GO): transcription corepressor activity
Source: RefSeq, a predicted model, not a curated record
UGGCCAGCCAUGUCGUCCCCCUCCUCCUCCAGGCGCCAGUGGUGCUACCUGUGCGACCUGCCAAAGAUGCCCUGGACUGUGGUGUGGGACUUCAGCGAGGUGGUUUGCCGUGGCUGUGUGAACUACGAGGGAGCAAAUCAGAUUGAAUUCCUGAUAGCGAGCGCCCGACAGCUGAAACGAACUCACGGGAUGCAGGACGGUAACGUCAGGUCACCUGGUCCCUCACCCAAUAAACACAGCACAUCUGGCAGAGGAGAGGCGGCGGCAGACGGAGGCAGGCCGCACACUGACCGCUUCGAGAGAGGAGGGAGAGGAGAAAGCACCGGGUCAGCUGUCCGCGUGCCGCCUAACGGGCUGCACCGUGACGGGCAGCCACCUCAAGAAGUGAACCGUCAGAGUCCCAGCGGCAGCCGGAGACCCAUGCUAGGCGCUGCCAUCCCGCCUAGUCUAGUCACUCAAAGUAUCGCAGGGAUUCCCCAUGGUCUACUCGCGGGCAUGCCGGCGGGUCUGACCGCCAGGACAGCCCCCAUGAGCAACCCUAUGAUCUUCCCUGCCCCGGUGCUGGCCGAGAUGAGCCGCAGACAGCUGGGAAUAGGAAUGGGGAUAGCCCCUUUUAUCACUCCGGAGCUGGAGCGAGAGCUCAGUUCGUCCCAGAACCAGCCCAAGACACAGACGCAGGUUCACACUGCUGUGGCUGGUAGCAGCGCCAGUAAAAGUACAGGCCUCCCGUCUUCGUCCUCCUCCAUGGCGGGAGGUGUGAGCCAGACCAGCCCUAAACCUGCCUCAUCUCCGGCAAGGCAGCCACGCCCACUAGCCGCGAGGUCCGGAGGGGAGCCCCUGGGAUCCAGCACAUCAGCAGAGGCAGCCACCACAGCUGCAGCGUUACCCCACAGUGGUGCCUCUGAGUUGGGAUCAGCGUCCACCAGCAAUACCCAUUCAACCGGAAACACUCUGUCCUGCACCUUGUGUCACGAGAGGCUGGAAGACACACACUUUGUUCAGUGUCCAUCAGUGCAAGGGCAUAGGUUCUGCUUCCCCUGCACAAGGGUGUACAUCCAGAGCCGACAAGGAGAUGGGGAGGUGUACUGCCCCAGUGGAGGGCGCUGUCCGUUGGAUAACUCUCCCAACAGCCCCCCCUGGGCCUUCAUGCAGGGAGAGGUGUCCACCAUAUUGGGAACUGCUGGGCCAGGUGCAGGACCUGCAUCAGCUGCUGCAUCUGGAGCCGGGUCAGGGCCUGGAGCUGGAACUGGAGCUGCAGCCACAUCUGGGGCUGGGAGUGGAGCUGCCAGUGGAGCCGGGUCUGGGAGUGGAGAUGUAACUGUCAAGAAAGAGAGAGAGACGUGAUGGUGAUUUCCAUGGAAACCAAGAUCCAACACAGCAACAGAGUCAUACCACAUACCAAAAAGAGAUGUCUGCACUGGACCACUGAGAGAUCCAGAGGAGAGGCAACACAGCAACCCACAGUUCAGAAAACCUUUAUUAUACAGGUCUUAACUCCACCUACUCACACCACCUAGUUUUAUCAAUACUAUCAGACCCCUGAAGUUUUUAUUUUUUAUUUUUAUUUCCAAACAAAAGUUGAAUUAGCUAACUUUUAACCUAAAUCCUACAGUUCACAUGUAAUGAGAAUGAAACCACAUUUCAUUUAUCAUUUUAAAUUUCCCAGUGCAUCCUUUGAAUUGAGAGCUUACCCUCACCAACUCUGAAAAACAAUCUAAUGUCAAAUGCUCAAUUCAACAGUAGAGAUCUUGGUGAAAUGACACCACAGCUUUUAUCAGGACUGCAAAUGUUGUAACCAAGCAUAUAAAUUAAAAUGGCCAUCAUGAUGUACUGGCGGAAUCAGAUAUGUAGGACCAAUCAACAGCUGAACAAUGGCUACUUUUAUAGAGUUAAUGGUAGAUGCACCAGUUGAAACAACUGAUCAUGCCCACACUAGCGCUUGUAGCUAGCUACUGUUAGCAGCUGUAGUAAACAGGCUGAAACAACACAGACUACACCAGUUUUCAAAAAGAUUGUCUUACUUGUCUAUAAACAAACUCUUACACCAUUAGAAAAGGUAAAUCGGAAGAUGCUCUAGUCGCAUAAAAAUCCUCAAAAUGCACUUAAAAAAGCAACCAUUGCCUGCAGGAGUAUAAAUUGGUGUAUUAAUCUACAAUUGGCAUAGAGUUCUAUUAUUAGCAUUGACUUUACCAAAGGUAGUAAGGCAUAAUUGCUAACGGUCGCUUGAUAGGUGACUUAACACAGGGAUGUUUACUGUUUGAUAUUACUCUUCUCAAACUCACAGAAAGUAGCCAUGGUCAAGUGUUUAUUGUAACAGUACACUCAAUAUUGCAUUUGCACAGCAAAGCACAAAAACUUGCUUCAAAAGUUUGGCACAAACACUGAAAUGCAGUAGCCACGGUUGUUAUGUAUCUUUUCUUUGAUGAACAAAGUGUUAACUGACAGCACGCAGUAGGUGCUCAAGGCUGUAAGCAGUACAAUACAGGCUGUUCUGAGUUGAUAAAAGUUAGAAAUUAACUCUCAGACAAAAUGCCAUUUUCUCUGCCAGUGCUUGAUCUAAAUUAAAUGUUUGUAUGUAUACAACUGACAUGAAAUUGAUAGUUAUGAUGACAAAAUGUACCUUAAAUUUGAAAUACAGAUUUAUUGUUUUUUAUUGUUUUUUGACUGAAUCAGUGUCUGGGCACACAAUCAGGAUUUUUUUUUUCUUCAAACAAAUGGAAAACAUCUCCACUAAAACACCUAACGAUGCAAACCGACAUGUGAUGUGGACAGAAUACCAGUAGUGACAUUUUUCUGUAAGUCGGUGCAUUUGUUUUUCACCAGCUUUAAGCGAAGCUGACUUUGACCCAGAGAAAGGAGAAUGUUUGCUGUGUAGGAAGAACCAGUUCAUCUGUCAGAACAUCGACCAGCCACAGAGACUCUGUGUUUGACUGUAUUUAAAUGUUGCUUUCAUAUAAGAUCCAGCCCAGCCUACGCUUUACCCCGAAUGUAUAUGAAAAGAUAUCUAUUGAUAGACCUAGGACUAUAUUUUAUACUAGAAUAUUAAAUGUUAUAUACUGUAUAGACCUAUUAUAGUAUGUAUGUGCAAUCCUUAGUUGUAGUAUAUGCAGCAGUUUGGAAUAUGUAAUUAAAAACAAUUGCAUAUCAUUUCUUAAACCUUUUGUUUUUUAAAGUGAGAACCCACCUAAAAGCAGCAACUGUAGGUUUAACAUCAUUUAUGAACAAGUUUCUCUCAAAACUAGAGACAGGACCACUUUGUAUUAUGUGACUCUUCCAUGGAAUCAGUAUUUUAAAAGUACAUUUUUGGUUUUGAAAUCAUCAGCAUUGCAAUGACUAUCUUGAGUUAAAUAACCACACAUGUCUGUUGAAUUUGCUUUCCAUUCAUAGGCAGUGGAACAAAUGUAGAUGAUCAUACACACAGUACAUCUAAUUCUGUUUUCAGAGUUAAUGUGGAUAGUUACAUAAACAUAUUAAGAGAUUUAAUGUUCCUAAAUUGAACAUUUCAACAGUUUCGUACUCGCAUGUUAAAAAUUGAUUCGUUUUUGGUGGAUUCUCUCUUUAUGUGCACUAUGUAUUUGUCAGUACAUAAGCACAGACAAACCAAAGGUAAUCUUAUGUCCAAACUGAUGUUUCUGGAUGUAAAUGAUUUAUGGAAAAAUAUAUAUAUUGCUAUACUUCUUGGCCAGGUCUUAACCGGUUUUCUUCAUCAAGCCGUUACAGUUUACAGGCCCAUGUGGUCUACUGUACUUAUGGGAUUUUACAUAUAAAAGUCUAUAGUAUUCAGCAGAUACUUAUAUAGGCCUUCUAUAUUUAGAUGAUAUCCCACAGAUCAGGUCUGUUGUAGAGAAAUGUUGUUGAAGAAGUGGAAUUUAAGUUUAAUAUGCACUGAUACAUCAUGCAAUCCCUUGUUAAGUGCCUUUUUAAAAUGUUUACCGUCUGUUUGUGUGUCUGGGAACCUCAGGGGAAGUAGGAGUGCAAUGGCUUUUUUAUUGUCUAGUCAAUGAUUAACCUGAAUCUGUUUCCCUUCAAUCGCCAUCAGACGGCUUUUGCUUUUAUCUGAAGCCUUUGUAAAGUCGGCUGGCCAUUCAUUGUUUGGAUAUGGUCUCUCCUCGCUUCUCUCUAUCUAUGUUGAGUUUCUUUUCAUUUAUGUUUUAUUUUUAGAUCUAUUGGUUUUAUUGCAGCUUCAUGUACAAAAUAGAAACCAGGAAUAAAUGGGAUGGAAACUUA